This is a messenger RNA of Daucus carota subsp. sativus, 1094 nucleotides long. RefSeq lists its product as uncharacterized. The transcript has a single exon. Lineage: Eukaryota; Viridiplantae; Streptophyta; Magnoliopsida; Apiales; Apiaceae. The coding region runs from base 92 to 976 and encodes 294 amino acids. The record is from RefSeq and is a predicted model, not a curated record.
AUUUAUCACCAAACUAAACCGUACAAACAGUGUGUAUAUAACCACACUGCGUUCCUCCACCCACCUCACUCUCUCUCUCUCUCAAACAACCAUGCAAGUAACACAACCUUCAUCACCAAGAACCGAUCAAGAAUUCAACUUCACCAGCACCUCGACCUCCCCCUACGUAACCGCCCCGUCGAGCCCGCAACGCUUCGGCACCUACAUCUUCACCACCGCCCCCACAACCCCUUCACGCGCCGCCCCUCAUGGCACAACUCCUUCAACUAUCCCUUUCAACUGGGAAGAAAAACCCGGAACUCCCAAGUCCGUAAGCUCGCAUUACGAUACCGAUGUCGAUGAAGAUUUCGCCUUCGACUUCAGCGGCUACUUGGAACCACCAUCCCUCCUUCCCGCCGACGAGCUCUUCUCCGGCGGGAAGAUCAAGCCGCUGAAGCUCAAGCUUCCUCCGAGAUUAAAUAAUCUCGAAACGAAUUUAAUAAACCUAGAGUCGCCGAAAUCGCCUAGGGCAAAAAUCAAAGAAGCCCUAACCCUAACCCUAUCUUUCUCCCCACGUAAGAAGAGUAGUGAUGAUUUUGACCCGUUCGCCGCGGCUAUGGAGGAGACGCGGCGGCCGGAGAAGGUCCCCGCGGCGAAUUGGUACAAGAAAUGGAAGCUGAAAAACUUGUUACUAUUUCGAAGUGCUUCCGAGGGUCACAAAGAAAAAUACGAAUUGCUUAAAAAAAGUGGGAAAAAUAGAGAUUCUAAGAACUGGAGUUUCCGAUCGGUGGACAAUGACGGUGGUGGGUCGGUAGGGAGUCGGAAGAUGUCGGCGCAUGAGUGGCAUUACACGGUGAACCGAUCGGUGGCGGAGGAGAUGCGGAAGAAGACUUACUUGCCAUACAAGCAAGGGUUUUUCGGGUGUCUGGGAUUUAGGGUUUCUGGAGUUCAUGAGAUUUCUAACAGGGGGAUUGUUUCUGCAAUGGGACGUGAAUAGUUUAACUAAAUAUUGUUCAUAUUUACUUAUGUUUCUUGUACUUUUUUCCUUUAAUUCUGAUGUGAAUUUUGUUGUGCAAUUAUGUUUGUUAAUAUAUAUAUCGUGAUCUUUUUCUAAA